Molecule: messenger RNA, 4242 nt
Organism: Saimiri boliviensis boliviensis (Bolivian squirrel monkey)
Lineage: Eukaryota; Metazoa; Chordata; Mammalia; Primates; Cebidae
Source: RefSeq, a predicted model, not a curated record
GAGCGGCCGCGCCCCCCGCGCUGCCGACCCGCGAGCCCGCAUCAUGGAUGUCGAGCUCUCCUAUUUCGCAUUGCUCGCCCUGGAAUUCGAGACCCCAGACGAGGACCAGGAUUCAUGAAUCGGUCGCAGGGGCCGGGGCAGGGGCCUCUGGCUCCCGACACUGGCCGAGAGGUGAUGAGUGAGGUUCGAAGACCGGAAGAUUUUAAAAGCAGCCGGGGCCUCCGUAUUGAAUGAAAGACCCAGUGCGGAGACAUCACCAUGAACACUAGCAUUCCUUAUCAGCAGAAUCCUUACAACCCACGGGGCAGCUCCAGCGUCAUCCAGUGCUACCGCUGUGGAGACACCUGCAAAGGGGAAGUGGUCCGCGUGCACAACAACCACUUCCACAUCAGAUGCUUCACCUGUCAAGUAUGUGGCUGUGGCCUGGCCCAGUCAGGCUUCUUCUUCAAGAAUCAGGAGUACAUCUGCACCCAGGACUACCAGCAACUCUAUGGCACCCGCUGUGACAGCUGCCGGGACUUCAUCACAGGCGAAGUCAUCUCAGCCCUGGGCCGCACCUACCACCCCAAGUGCUUCGUGUGCAGCUUGUGCAGGAAGCCUUUCCCCAUUGGAGACAAGGUGACCUUCAGUGGUAAAGAAUGUGUGUGCCAAACGUGCUCCCAGUCCAUGGCCAGCAGUAAGCCCAUCAAGAUUCGUGGACCAAGUCACUGUGCCGGGUGCAAGGAGGAGAUCAAGCAUGGCCAGUCACUCCUGGCGCUGGACAAGCAGUGGCACGUCAGCUGCUUCAAGUGCCAGACCUGCAGCGUCAUCCUCACCGGGGAGUACAUCAGCAAGGAUGGUGUUCCAUACUGCGAAGCCGACUACCACUCCCAGUUUGGCAUUAAAUGUGAGACUUGUGACCGAUACAUCAGUGGCAGAGUCUUGGAGGCAGGAGGGAAGCACUACCACCCAACCUGUGCCAGGUGUGUCCGCUGCCACCAGAUGUUCACUGAAGGAGAGGAGAUGUACCUCACAGGUUCCGAGGUUUGGCACCCCAUCUGCAAACAGGCAGCCCGGGCAGAGAAGAAGUUAAAGCAUAGACGGACGUCUGAAACCUCCAUCUCACCACCUGGAUCCAGCAUUGGGUCACCUAACCGAGUCAUCUGCGCUAAAGUGGAUAAUGAGAUCCUUAAUUACAAAGACCUGGCGGCUCUCCCCAAGGUUAAGUCCAUCUACGAGGUACAACGCCCCGACCUCAUUUCCUAUGAGCCUCAUUCCAGAUACACGUCCGACGAGAUGCUGGAGAGAUGUGGCUAUGGAGAGUCGCUGGGAACAUUAUCUCCCUACUCCCAGGACAUCUACGAGAACCUGGAUCUCCGGCAGAGACGGGCCUCCAGCCCGGGAUACAUAGACUCCCCCACCUACAACCGGCAGGGCAUGUCCCCCACCUUCUCCCGCUCACCUCACCACUACUACCGCUCUGCUGGAGACAGUAACAUCUACCGGAAACCCCCAAUCUACAAACGGCAUGGUGAUUUGUCUACAGCAACCAAGAGCAAAACAAGUGAAGACAUCAGCCAGGCCUCCAAGUACAGUCCCGCCUACUCGCCAGAUCCCUACUAUGCUUCGGAGUCUGAGUACUGGACCUACCAUGGGUCCCCCAAAGUGCCCCGAGCCAGAAGGUUCUCAUCUGGAGAGGAGGAUGAUUUUGACCGCAGCAUGCACAAGCUCCAGAGUGGAAUUGGCCGGCUGAUUCUGAAGGAAGAGAUGAAGGCCCGGUCGAGCUCCUAUGCAGACCCCUGGACCCCUCCCCGGAGCUCCACCAGCAGCCGGGAGGCCCUGCACACAUCUGGCUAUGAGAUGUCCCUCAAUGGCUCUCCUCGGUCACACUACCUGGCUGACAGUGAUCCUCUCAUCUCCAAAUCUGCCUCCCUGCCUGCCUACAGAAGAAAUGGGCUGCAUAGGACGCCCAGCGCAGACCUCUUCCACUACGACAGCAUGAACGCGGUCAACUGGGGCAUGCGAGAGUACAAGAUCUACCCUUAUGAACUGCUGCUGGUGACUACAAGAGGAAGAAACCGACUGCCCAAGGAUGUAGACCGGACCCGUUUAGAGCGCCAUCUGUCCCAGGAAGAGUUCUACCAAGUCUUUGGCAUGACCAUCUCCGAGUUUGACCGGCUGGCCCUCUGGAAGAGGAAUGAACUGAAGAAGCAAGCCCGGCUGUUCUAGGCAGAGGCUCUAUAAAUAUAUAUGCAUUUAUAUAAAGAUAUAUGUAAAAUCUCUCUACUGAAGCUCGGUAUAAUCCUCUCUUGUGUAAUGGGACACACUGCCUGCCAUGAGACUUGCUUUUCUGUGCUGUCAGGCAAGCCCACAUCAUCGAGAUAUUUUUAUGCUCUCUACUUUCUCUUUUCUAAGUGCUGCGGGCUCUGGGAAGGGAUUUGAGGGGACUCUGUCCUUUUAUUGGGGAUCCUUUUUAUACUGAAACAUCUGUCCUAACUUGAGUGCCCUAAGGUCCAACUCUCUUUCCUAAAGAAGGUGCCUGAAGAAGUCUCUCUUCUCUUUGCUUUGUGGCCCCUUUCCUAAACUUCUAGGGCUCAUGCUGACCACGUGGUUUCCACACCUUAUUGGCCCCAGAGGGGCCCUCCCAUGGGAAGAUCUGCAGCAAUCUCCCCAAAUCAAUGAGCGCCUUUAAGCGCCCAUGAGGAACUUUCUCAACGCCCCCAAUUAGGAGCUCAGUGCUCUCUGGGGGCAAUGCAGUUAAAAGUGUGAGCCUCAAAUCUGGUCAUUAUACCAGUCAACAGAAGUGGACAGGGCCUAGGCCUCUUCUCAGCUCCUCAACCCUCCUUCUUCUGCCCUGGAUUGUAGCCUCUCCCUGGUCCAAAUCUAGGAUUCAUGGUAGGAAAAGAAAAAGGCCCUUCCCUUCCCUCUACCACUUCCAGCUGGCCCCUUUGCCUGACCUGGACUUGGAGAACCAGAGGAAAGGAGAGGGAGCGGAAGUGGGAGAUAGUGCAGGGCACCUAUUAGAAUCGGAGCUGCAGGCUUUCUUGGGAUCCUCCUCUCUCCCUCACUGCUCCCAGCACCUCCUGACCCUUCCCUCUUAGAAGGAGAGGCCCAUGAUGGCAGCCUGUAUUCUUGAGCCUUAUUACAAUCUACGUGCCUGACAACUCAACACCGCAGGGCUAACGUUCCCACCAGAGCUCCAACUGAACAACCAAGACAGAUAACUCUCACUACCCUCCAGAGAGAAAAUAGGCUAUGUCCCAAAGAAAGGUUCUUGGUCUAUGCCUCUGGUCUGUGGGCUGGCAGGACAACCAUACCAUACCUCCACCAGUCCUCGGCUUGUGCUGAAAAGUUAGCCAUAAUUCCCCGGGAAACUUUUGGAAGAGUGGCUGCUUAUGAGAUUUCAAACUGAAGUGUUGGCCAACAGCACUCACGGCCAUCUUGGAUUUCCCCGGUGGCUUCCUUUCCUGCCUGCUCACCUCCCUGAACAGGAGAGAAGGCUUAACCUCUCUUCUCCUCUCCAAACCUUUCACCUUGAGUGGGCGAUGUUAGGUGGGAGCUGUUCCUUCUUGGAGAUGCCUGGAGUUGGACCAUCUUGAGGUCAUGGAGGAAGGAUGAAGAACUGAAAAUGACAAUAAUGACUCUCAAGAGGCUGGUGAUGUGACAUGGCAAAUGUAGAACUGACUUAAACUGAACAAACCCUCACUGAGCACCUCUGAUGUUGAGCACCUGCUGAAUACUGAGCACUGAAUGGGGGAGGGGGAGGGGAGCACCAGGGUGAGUCUACCUGGGACUGGGUCUCAGGGGCAUGCCUACUAACAGUGGGUAUCAUAAGGCUGUACCCAAACAUAACGGAUGUAAGGCAGAAAGUGAUCGGAGAAGGAAUGAGAAGGUGUACGUGAUGUUACUGAAGAGUCAUAUGCAGUUAGAGCAGACCAAGGAAAGCCUUCUGGAAGAGACAGCAUCUGAGGAAAAUUCAGCAGAAGGAUCUUUGUAGAUUGGGAGGAGAUUCUAAGUGGAAGGGAUGAUAGGGUAAGGGCCAGAGGGAAGUUGGCUGUGCCCUCAUUUAGGACGUCAGCCCUCCCUGCAACUUCUGUUUUUGGCCAAUGUCUUCACUCUCCUGACCCUUUAGAAACGUCCCCAGCAAGAUGCAAACACUGAAGCUGCCUCACUGUCAGUGGUUAAGAACUUGGCGAGAUUGGAGGGAUUUUGUUAUUGUUGUUGGAUAUUUUUGUUUCCCAUAAAAGCACAUCAUUUCAACCC